AUGAGCAAUAAGUUGAAUUUGUUAUUGUGUGUUUUGGUUUUGUUUUUGGAGUGUUGUUUGGGUAGGUUUUUGGUGGAGAAGAAUAGCUUGAGAAUCACUUCUCCAAAAUCGCUGAAAGGUUCAUAUGAAUGUGCAAUUGGAAAUUUUGGAGUGCCUCAGUAUGGUGGAACGUUGAUUGGUUCUGUGGUGUAUCCAAAUGUGAAUCAGAAAGGAUGCAAGAACUUCGCUGAUUACGAUGCUUCGUUUCAGUCCAAGCCUGGAGUUUUUCCCACCUUUCUUCUUGUUGAUCGUGGAGAUUGCUACUUCACUUUGAAGGCGUGGAAUGCGCAAAAUGGUGGAGCAGCGGCUAUUCUUGUAGCUGAUGACAAAGAAGAAACACUAAUCACCAUGGACACUCCUGAUGAAGGGAAUGUUGCAAAGGAUGAUUAUGUGAAUAAGAUUAAUAUUCCUUCUGCUCUUAUCAGCAAAUCCUUGGGGGAAAGAAUCAAGGAGGCUCUCUUGAAUGGUGAGGUUGUUCAUAUAAAUCUUGAUUGGAGAGAGGCUCUUCCACAUCCGGACGACAGAGUUGAGUAUGAGUUAUGGACGAAUAGCAAUGACGAAUGUGGUCCAAAGUGUGACAAUCAAAUUAAUUUUGUGAAAAGCUUUAAAAGUGCGGCUCAGCUACUUGAGAAGAAGGGGUUCACUCAAUUUACUCCUCACUUUAUAACUUGGUAUUGCCCUAACGAUUUUCUCUUAAGCAAUCAAUGCAAGUCUCAGUGUAUAAACAACGGACGAUACUGUGCUCCGGACCCUGAGAAUGAUUUCAAUAAAGGGUAUGACGGAAAAGAUGUCGUUCUUCAGAAUUUACGACAAGCUUGCUUCUUUAAAGUUGCAAAUGAAAGUGGAAGGCCUUGGCAAUGGUGGGACUAUGUGACCGACUUUUCAAUCCGUUGCCCCAUGAGGGAGAAAAAAUACACAGAAGAAUGUUCAGAUCAAGUAAUUAAAUCUCUUGGUGUUGAUCUUGAAAAGAUAAAUAACUGUGUUGGGGACCCUGAUGCUGAUGUUGAAAAUCACGUUCUCAAAGCCGAACAGGAUUUACAGAUCGGCAAAGAGUCUCGGAGUGAUAUUACUAUACUGCCUACUCUUGUUAUAAACAACAGACAAUAUAGAGGUAAGUUGUCAAGACCAGCAGUUCUCAAGGCAAUAUGUUCAGGUUUCCAAGAGACCACCGAACCAUCGAUUUGCUUAACUUCAGACAUGGAAACAAACGAGUGUUUGGAAAACAAUGGUGGCUGUUGGCAAGAUAAAUCUGCUAACAUUACUGCAUGCAGGGACACUUUUCGAGGAAGAGUAUGUGAUUGCCCUAUUGUGAAAAAUGUGAAGUUUGUUGGGGAUGGAUAUACUCACUGUGAAGCUUCAGGAGCCUUAAGCUGUGAAUUCCACAAUGGAGGUUGUUGGAAACAAUCCCACGGUGGAAGGCUUUACUCUGCUUGCCAUGAUGACUAUAGAAAAGGUUGCGAGUGUCCGUCAGGGUUCAAAGGCGAUGGAGUCUUGUCAUGUGAAGAUAUUGACGAGUGCAAAGAAAAGUUGGCCUGUCAGUGUCCAGAAUGCAAAUGCAAAAAUACAUUUGGGAGUUACGAGUGCAAAUGCAAUAGCGGUUGGCUCUACUCACGAGAGAAUGACACGUGCAUUGGUAGAUUUACUUCUUCAAUGGCGAGUAUUUGGAUGAUUAUCCUUGUCGCGGUUAUUACUCUUUCAGGAGGAUAUGCGUUUUACAAGUACAGAAUCCAGAGAUACAUGGACACUGAGAUACGGGCAAUAAUGGCGCAAUACAUGCCGUUGGAUAAUCAACCUCUUAUUAUUCCUAAUCAAGAAGUUCAUCAUGAUAUCUAG
Messenger RNA from Lathyrus sativus (Indian pea), 1872 nucleotides. The record is from the annotation of a GenBank genome assembly. NCBI's taxonomy places the organism in Eukaryota, Viridiplantae, Streptophyta, Magnoliopsida, Fabales, Fabaceae.